Messenger RNA from Menidia menidia (Atlantic silverside), 495 nucleotides. The record is from the annotation of a GenBank genome assembly. Lineage: Eukaryota; Metazoa; Chordata; Actinopteri; Atheriniformes; Atherinopsidae.
AUGACAGCGGGAACUGUUGUCAUAACUGGAGGAAUACUGGCCACAGUGAUACUUCUGUGUAUCAUAGCCGUGCUCUGCUAUUGUAGACUCCAGUACUAUUGCUGUAAGAAGAAUGGCUCUGACAGUGGCUCCAUCUCUCAGCAACACUUUGCCUGCAACGCCUGCAGUCUCUCUGGCCUGGACGGGCCGAUCAUCACUCCGCUGUCUCUGUCGCCUCCAGAGCCGCCCAAAUCCUCCAAUCCCACCAAGCCCGCCGCCGCCAGCCGCCGGAGCUACUGCCCCAGCUGCUCGCCUUAUGACUCGCCCUUCUACAUCCACACGGCGGAUGAGAUGCGCAACGGCGGCGAGCGCGUCAGCUACAUGCCCACGCACUACGACAACCAGGCGCUGGCCAUGCCGCUGCCUGCCGUCCGAGGCCCCCCGCUGAGAGACUCUCAGCGGGGCCGGCCCCCUGAUUUCUACACCAACACCCGGGCCAUCAGCACCGAGGUGUGA